Molecule: messenger RNA, 2973 nt
Organism: Phytomonas sp. EM1
Lineage: Eukaryota; Euglenozoa; Kinetoplastea; Trypanosomatida; Trypanosomatidae
Source: the annotation of a GenBank genome assembly
AUGUAUAAGGCUUCUCUUCAUCUGCAAAAGCUGAUCGAGUGCUACGUUUCCUAUUCAUUCGACUUUAGUGUUUGCAAGCUGCUUCCCACUUCCUGUGUUGAAGGAGAUAGCCACCGAGAUAAUUCUUCGGUUGCCGUUUACACCGCUCAACAGUACCUUGAACACUUGCCGUACCUGCUUCAGGGCUCAUCUGAUCUUAGAUACAAUGAGAUUAGCGAAGAGGAAAAGCAGUUUAUGCUUUUCCUUUCUAGCGUACUUUUAAGAGCAUUGAACCAGCAUGCCUUGCGAUGCUGUGGAGAGACUACGAGUGGCAGCGAUGCUACAGGCAAGCGAAGCACAUUUAUUGUGUGGAUGGUGUUGUCAAUUUAUUCACAUUUUGCGCAAGAUGCAGAGAGGCGUUUUCCCAACUGGGAUCGAGUCGAAAACCUGAAGGAGGCAGUGUUGACUAGCUCGUUAAAGGCGCGUUACCGUGUGCUCGCCGAGUGGGUCAAAAAGCGCUACUCUCAGAAGCGAGAUGACCCAGCCUUCGCAGAAUUACUAACCCUGCCUAAGCAGGCACCCCAGCAGCCAGGGGUUGAUCCUGGUAUGUUUGGAGGAUUUUCUUCGCAAGUACGGGAUGCGGAAGAGAACGAAGAGGAGGCGUUGUGGUCCGAAGUGGAAACCCUUUUUCAUGGGGAAAAGGGUGAGCUCACUGACCCUCUUGCUUUGGAUAAAGAUCUUUUUUAUCAUUUUUUUUUGGAUUAUAUCGAUCCUGUGCUCCGAAGAUAUCCGAAGCAGAGACCAUUUGCAUGCAUAGUUCCCUUCCCGCCACUGCAAACCAAGGAUUCUGAUGCAUGGUCCAGGGAAUGCCUUGAGUAUGCCAAAUGUCAGUUCAAGGUACAUCCCCUUUCGCCAGAAGCUUCAAUCCUUGACGCGGUGGUGGCGGCUACAGCAUACACUUUGCCUUGUUUAAAACAGGCCAGGGAUUUUUUGGAGUAUUGGGAGGAGCGAUAUACGAAAUGGGUUAGCUGCCAGUCGGGCAGGCACACUGCCGUUGACGACAUACACCUGUCAGCAAAAGAAAUGCAGAUGUCAGGCGAAUCCUUGCCUAGUCAACGUUCUAGCAUUAAGUUCGCUAUGGAGUACACAAGUUCUCUUUACCAAGCCCUGACGGUGGCGCAUGGCGCAGUGCAGCUGAUUCCCUCAUCCAUUCAUGCUGAGGAGAUCGAGGGGAGUGCCUUUUCCGAGGUGUCGUCUGCACCUUCCCAUCUCUGCGGUUCUUGGCUCUCUGCGGCGGCGGCCACAUUCUCUAGCUGCGUGCAGCGCUACCGCCUUUUGCACUCCCCCCGUGUGUGUGUGGUGUUGCCCGGCCUGGCCAUCGCCGCGGUAGAGAUUGUCAGCGCUUUCCUGCGGAGCACAGGGUCGUGCGGGCGCGCGGACGUGCCGUUCCCGGACGCCAUCACGGCGACUGGAACGAUGUUGGUUAGCCCGCCGUCGGCACGGCAGGCGCUCGUCCCCCCAAACCCACCAUUCCACAGCGAGGGGGCCGACUGGCGGACGGGCGACGCGCCCGCGGACCGGGCGAAUGUGCGCGUCCUCUCCUCAACAGCAUUGCAUCCUUCCUCAUGUUUGAUAUUACUACGCCGCUUGCCGGAGUUCACCCCGCCAAAUGGUGAGGGUACGCUAGGGGAUGAUCCGACUCUAGGGCAACCGGCGAGAAAAAGUUCCGGGGGCUGUGGGGCAAUUCCCUCACUCAAAAUGAGCGAUCUUGCGGCCGUCGUUGGGGGUGUUCGGGAAGGGGUCGUGCUGAUUCUGGUGGAGGUGCACAUUGGGAAGCGGGAGCAGCGUUUGAUGGAGGGAUGGGGGACGGGCUCCCGCACGGUGGUGGUCGUUGGAUCAAUUGGGGAGUGGGGCAUGUCUCAGCUAAGCCUGCGAUGGCGCACGGUUCCAAACACGCCCUACACCGAGCCCAGCAUGUUGCGUUGUAUACGAGACGGUAAGGCGGGCGUGCUGCUAUACCCCCUCGACGAAAUGGAUGUUACGGUGCCGCACGACGAGAACACAAAGGGCUUCCGUAAGCGCAUGACACUUGACGUCGUGGAGCGCCGGACGCGAUGGCUUGUGGUCAUUGGCGAAUGCCAGAGCACCGAUCGAAUGCGUCCCUCGAGGGACGUUCAAGUGGAUAGGACCUUUUCCAUGUCCGCACCUAUAGAUGAUAGCGAGUCUGACACUACUUCCUCUGCUUCUUCUGAAAGCACAGCAACAAAUUCGUCGGGUUCAAGUGCACAGUACUCAGAUGAUGCUAUGUGUAAGGAUUCGCCACCUUUACCUUUUUCCAGCCACGUGGUAUGCAGUGUUGUCGUUGGUGGGGCAGUGGAUGCACUACAGCGUAGUGGAUUGUUGAUGGCCCGUGUGGUGCGACAGCAUCUUGUUCAUCGCGCUGUGCUCCCAGCGCGACUCGGGGGCCUACUACUAACUACUGAUGGCCGUGUGGAGCUAAGUGUGCUGGAUCGCGUGAGACAGCUGCGGACUACCAUUUUUCCUUUCACUGAUAAGCCCGUGGGGGAUGUCAGUGACAACAUCCAACCUGAGGCUAAAGUGCUUUUUCAUGCCCGUAUACUAGAGGCGAUGGAGGCAGGUUUACAGAGCUACCUUCUGUUGUGCGUGCAGCAUGAUUUAUGUCUUCGGAUCGAGGAGGCAUGGGGAUGGCUAAACCAGGUCCGGAUGUCGGAUACCGCCAAUAUUAUGAGUGAUACGAAUGAAUUGCACAGCGAUGCGUGCGCAUUUACUUCGGCGAAUACUGUGAAUACAGAUGAUGGAGCUGACGUGGCUGGAGAGGUUUACUUCACAGUGCGAAGUGCCUAUCUGACGAUUGCGAGCUGCUUGGAUGAGCUGUGCCAUACCGCUCUGCUGGGAUCGCAUCCCUCCACGAAGGCGUCAUCGCGUAAAAGGCCCACUUUAGGAGAUUUGUAUUUCGUUCCCUUGAUCGAAUGA